AUGCGCCCUCGGAUUGAUUUGGAUCCUUACAAGGAUGAGAUCAUCGGUCUGUUCAAUCAAAAAUAUACCACCGAGAUCAUCUGUGCCCUCAUGAAGCAGCGUCAUUCACUAGAUCUCUCUGAUGGUACUCUUUCUCGUCGUCUGAGAGAGUGGGGUUUGCGCCGACUACCUUCGAAAAGGGUCGAUGAUGCCGCUUUACGCGAGCGCAUCACAUCACUCGUUCGGGAUGAUCUCUCCGACAAGGAAAUCGCGGAAAUAUUACGCCGCGAGGAAGCGUUUUCCGGAUUAUCCCAAAGUAAAGUCUCGAAGACCCGGCGAAAAAUGGGUCUGCGUCUACGGACAGACGAUCCCCAGGCCCGCCAGGCACAGGAUGCACAGAUCGAAGAAGUCAUUCGACAGGAGAUUGAGAAGGGAGAGAUUGAAGGAUACGGAAGAAGACUCCUGCAUUCGCAUCUUCGGGCAAAAGGCCAUGUUUUUCCUCGCGAUCGCGUCUUCGCGGCGUAUUGUCGCCAACGCCCUGACUCUCUUCGUCGCCGGACCCUUGACCUUCAACGCAUGCAGCCUGAGCCUGAGCCAACGCCAGAACCAGUUGAGGAUUCAACCGGCCCCAACCACAUAUGGCACAUGAUUGGUUUCAUGAAAAUGGCAGAAUUUGGCCUCGAGAUGUACGCCGCGAUUGAUGAAUACUCUCGCUAUGUUCUGUGGAUCUAUGUUGGUGUGCCUUCACGCACAGCAGUAAGCGUCUACCGGCAAUAUCUUGACGCGGUCUCCGAAUCGAAACAUGUGCCGCAAAUUGUUCGAACCAAUCUGCAUGCAGAGACAACUCUCGUUGGAGAUGCUCAUUUGGCACUCAUGCGCGCGGCUCAUCCAGAGAUUGUGCAGGCUGACUGUUACUCUUCCGGUGGGAGCUCGGAGACCAAUCGCCGUGACAGCUGGUGGUCACAGCUAUCAAAAUCGAGUGUCUUUAUUUGGCGCAACUACUUCGCAACACUUCAAGAUCAGCAUCUUUAUUCGAAAACAAGCAUCCCCGACCAAGUCGCUCUACUCGCAGUAUUCAUGCCAACCAUACGCUCAUCGGUCAAUUCAUAUGUCAAGACCUGGAAUCGCCAUAAGAUUCGCAAACAACCAAAACGCCCAUGGGUCGCUCACGGCGCACCGCUCUAUCUCUACGAGCACUCAACGAAGAAAAACUUCCGCGAACCAGCAGAUCCAGCCCUUCUAGAAUCAUUGCAGCGAGAUGCAGCAAUCUGGGACGCGGAAGAGUAUCUCCCGCGUGACACCCUCGCAUGGUGCACUCGAGAGCUACAGCAGAUAGGAUUCGAUCCGUGCAACCCUCCCCCACGCGAUGAUUUUGCUCAACCGUACAGAGCAGUGUAUCUGGAGCUUCGUCGGCGAGCGAUUCUGCAUGUGCAGUCGCGUGCUUCGCCAAUCCUUGGGAUCUGCGAGCUGCCAACUCGGGAGAGUUGGUAG
Messenger RNA from Penicillium subrubescens, 1470 nucleotides. RefSeq names its product Clr5 domain-containing protein. The record is from RefSeq and is a predicted model, not a curated record. Lineage: Eukaryota; Fungi; Ascomycota; Eurotiomycetes; Eurotiales; Aspergillaceae. The transcript has 3 exons. Bases 1 to 1470 code for a protein of 489 amino acids.